AAAUUUCUAGGGCGAAGGCUGAUCUACGGGCCGCCUCGCUCUGCCCUCCACAACAAUAGAGAUGAAAACGUCAAGAGGUGCCGCACUCAGGUAUCGAUUCCGGUUUCCAUUCGGUCGCCGUCAUAUGCGGGGAAAGAAUACUGAGACGAAAAGCGUCUAAAGUGGGAGCUGAAGGCUAUAGAUAACUUCCGGCACAGAAACGAAAGCCCGCAUUCUCUCAGGACUUCGUGCGGCGCCGCUCUAGGAAUCUGGAAACUCUCUGAUGAAAGCCUUUGCCUCAGAAAACAAGUCCGAGUUUAAAACCGGAAGUGUAUUUAGAAACCCGCCAGUCUCCGAUUUCCUUCCCCCCUUAAACAUAAUUGCGCUUCGACCAUUUUUCAAGUCGCUGUCUCGGUCCCUCCGUUGGUGCCCUUAGUGCCCGGAAGUGUCGUCAUACAUGUCUACGGAGCGGUACCUCUGAGGAGAAUGGCCGCCCUGUCAUGCGAACCGGAAGCCGGAAGCCGGUGCCCCCGGAAGCUGUAUCUGGUCGGCGAGCGAGCGAGCGAGGAGGAAGGAAGGGCCGGCUAGUGGGCGGAACCGGAGUGCGGCUGAUCCUGAGGAAGCAGCAGCAGUAGCAGGAGGAGGCGCAGGGAGGGGCUCUCUGGCUGUCGCUUCCUUGUUAGCUGAGAAGCCGGAGGAGGCGCCGCUGCCGCCGUCAUUAUGGGGGGCUCCCGCGACGACGAGUACGACUAUCUCUUCAAAGGUGGGCCUGCAUCCCUUGUCCCCCGCCGCGCCUCGCCCCCCCGCUCCCUGGGGGCGUCAGACCACCCCACCCCAUCCCCCCGGUUUCCGAUCAGGAUUCCUUGGAUGGUUUCCGGCCCUACUCGAGAGGAGGCCGAUAGAAAAUAAAGGAGCACCACUGACUAAGGUCCAUUAAUUCCCAGGGGCCUCCUCUAUGAGUGAAAUGCAGUUGGUUGAAGCCGACCCCCUUGCCUUUCCCUCGCCCCAGCCCUUUGGGUGGUAUCCAGUGCUAGACCUCCUCAAGGGUAGACCCAUUAAUGAACGCGCUUAGCAUAGGCCCAUUAAUUGUAGUGGGCUUACUCCGAGUCGAAUGUGGUUGGAUACAGUCCACAGCCUUGGCUCCCCUUCCCCCAGUCCUUCUCAGUAAAGUAUCUCAGGCCUUGUUGGCACAUCAGAAAGCCUACCCACCCUUUGCUAGGCGCUGGGCAGGGUUUUUCUUUUUAAAUCCUUUAAUGAUUAUCAUACUUAAUGCUUGUUUCACCAGACUAGUGGACUGGCUUUGUAUUGGGACUUUGCGGUGGAGUGUUGUGAAAUGUCUGUUGUGUUUUGUUGGCUGAAUUGUGUUUGGGCUUUGAAAUCUGGGAUGUUUGUAAAGUGGGGUGAAGACAGUCUUGACACUUUGGUUAAAAGCUACCAGAUUCUUUUUGCUACACACAGGGUAACUGUUAGGAUUUCUUCAGUUUGCAUUAUUAUAUCCCACUUUUACCCCAAGGAGGUCAGGGCAGCACAUGUGAUCCUGUUCUCUUUUUUAUAUGCCCAAGUUUAAAGUGUCAGACAUGGCUUAAAAGGACCAGGCUGAAAUCUCCACUUGGCCAUGAAGCUUGCUGGGUGACCUUGACCCAGUUAUGAUUUCUCAGUCUAACCUACCACAGAAGGCUGUUGUGAGAAUAAAAGGAGAGGAUGUGAAGGACCAUGUGUGCUACUUUUACCUCCUUGGGUGAGGAAGUGGGAUAUAAAAUAAGAAUGUAGAUUUAAGAAAUCCUAACUGUCACGGUGUAAUUAAUCUGUGUGAUCCAGAAUUUGCACUCUUGCUUAAGAUUAUCCCAAGUGACUUUCAACACCAGCAGUUGCUUAAUGAGACUGACAUGCUGUGUUGCCCAGUGAGGGCAGCAACAACAUAGAGGGGUGGGUGGGGAAGAUUGGACAUCUUGCAGGACACAGUGUAUUAUUGACUAAAACAGCCUUCCUCAACCUUGUGUUCUUCAGAGGUUUGGGCUACAAAACAUCAGGCUUAGUCAGCACAGUGCGGUUACUGGGCUGGGCUACAAAGAGAACCCUGAACCAGGUUUCCUCCAUCCCUUCUUUCAUUCGGAGUGCAACUAAAGAGAAAGUUUGGAAAAUGGUAUCUUCCCAGAAGUGAAAUGAAAAUAGAUGUCCGUAUGUGUGCUAAAUCACUGGGUUGUUCAACAUCCAGUAAAAAACAUAGGCAGGUAUGUGUUAAACAUAAGAAGGACCCUGGUUAGAUCAAACCAUAAGAAUCCCUCUAGUCCCCAUCCUCCAGUUUGCUCUAGCUGCUGGGCAGAGGUCUCUGGAAAGCCCCAAGGAAUGCUUCAGGUCAUACUCAGGGACGUAUAAUGCUUUGGGACAUGGAGGCUCUAUUUAGUUGUGACAACAAGAGGCUAAAAGGGGGGGAUAUCUGCCUCAACACAAAAUGAUCACAGCAGCUGAUUGGAGCAGAAAUAUAGGGAAGAACACCAGUCUAAACAGGAGAUCCAGUCCCAUUACCUCUCUUCUGUAAUUGAGCAGCAGAACACCUGCUUGGCAUGCAGAACCACCCAGGUUCAACCCCUAGCAUCUCCAGGUAGGGCUGGGCAAGACUCCCUGCCUGAAACACUGGAGAGCCACUGCCAGUCAUUGUAGACAGUACAGAGUUGGUGGACCAGUGAUGGGUUCCGACUUAUCCGAUAAAGACCAGUGCCAUAAUAGGCUCUUCUUAUUGUGUGUGCCUCUGUUGACUUCUUUCCUCCCCCUCUCUUUGCAUACCCCAGAACACAUCCACCCACCAUAAAAUAGCGCAGUGCAGUUGGAAAACCUUAAAAAGAAGUGGGAAAGGCAUAACUUGGGGCUACUGUAUCAGAUUCCCCCAGGAAGUGAAAAGGUGACACAAAGCAAAAAGGGGACUGGUGGCAAUAUCUGUUGGCUACUGUAGAAUCUGGCCCUUUUAUUGUUGCGAAGCCAAGUAACUUUGAACAAAUUGUUUUCUCUGCAUUCCUUUUUUAUUAUAUUCCCCGCCCGAACCACCCCCCUAUUGUUUUGUAAUUAUAGUCCUAUUCCCUAUUCCUUUCUUGAGACUUUUCUCAUAGAAACCAAUGGCCAGGUCCUUCUGGUGCCUCCCCUGGAGUUCACCUUUGCAUGUCUGAUCUCCCAAGUUCUGUUAGGAAUCUGUCAUCCUUCUUGCUGUGUGUGUUCAGCAUUUCUGCCCUACUUGGCUGCUGCAGUUGCUUAGGAAAGAGCUAUUCAGGAGUGAGGCUGGACUUUUGAUCAGCACUUAGCUCUUUGGUGGGGGUGGCUUCCAGUCACUGUGGUGAUGAAUAAUGCUAGUUAGUAACUUUGUGGGCUUUUUACUUAAUACAGUACAGGGAGAGCCGCUUCCCUUUCAGAAAGAAUGUCUACUGUCUCAAGACAAACUUUCCCUUUGAUAACUUGGUUUACUCUAUGUGUUUCGCUGCUUUUGUGUGAAAUCUUUGUAAAAGUAUCACCCUGACCCACUGCUUGGUCUUGGUGUGGUUUUCCUCUGGAAUUUUGCUUUCCCUCCCUCCCCCUUUUUACUUUGAGAUAAAGGAAGUGACUGAGGAAGGCAUGGCAACCAGUGAGCAAGUGAUUUAAUGUUGAAACCUCAACUUCCAGCUUGCGGGGGCAGGGGUGGCAAACGGAGAGGGUUAACUGGUGAAUGUUGCAAGCGUGGGAUUUUUAAAAAAUGUAUUCUAGAUUGAGCUUGUUUGUUUUUUAAUGCAGUGCAUUUUCCUGUAGGGAUAAACCAGGCAAAAUAACAGCCAACUGUUUCAAUGUGGAAUGUUUAUCUGUCUUUCUGGGGCGGUGGUGCUGGUGGUGUGGGUUGUCUGGUUCUUAUCACACAAAAGAAUGUAAGCCCUGGCAUGCUUUAGCUAGGCUGAGCUUGCAGGGUGAUGGUGGUUAAUUGCCUAGAAUCUGCUGGAUGUGAAGAGUUAAGGGACUUAUUAACAGGUUUUUCAACAGAGAUUAAUUAGCAGCAACAGCAAGAUCUAGCCUUGUUGCUGUGUGAAACUCCUGAUCAGGGCAUAAACAAGACGGGCUGUUCCUUGCUGCUUGCAACUGUACCCUCCUUGAGUGGCUCCUUCUAGGCAACAGGGAACUUGCAUCCUUCCACUGACCUCACUUCCGGUCUUGCUGUUACUACAUAACAGUUACCAGCCUAUUAGCAUUACUCCUCCUCCUGGAUGUGCAGGCAUUCUUCCCAGCAGAGUUUUCCCCCCUGAUAGUGAGCAGGAUGUGUUGGGAAAUAACAUGCUUGGCUGCACAGAUAACAGGGCAGGGAGGGGAUGUUGCAGAGGUUAUAAAUCUGGGUUUUAGAGACAAAGGCUGCAUGAUAGGGAACACACUUUGAACUGUUUCCUUGUUUUUUGGGCCAGCUUUCCGUACUGUCCGGCCUGUAAAUGCUUAGGUGUGCCAGGUUUUCAUUGUGAACAGCAGUUUCUCCUGAGACAGCAGCUAAGCAUGUCACAUGCUUGACCAUGUGUACCUUCUCCUGACAUCUUCAGACAGCAGGAAAGGCCAGUGAAGCAGCUAAUGUGGCAGCCCAGUUUCCUGCCCUCCUUGCUCACUUCUCUACAGACUAGUCCCAACAAUAACCCUCUGUAGUCCAGGACCUGUGGCAUGUAUUGCAAGUAUCUGCAUUUUUUAGGUUUAAACACUUGCGUGGUAAUUGCAUAGAAGCAUUCAAUACUGUAUUUUCUAGUGCAUUUCACAUGCAUUAUGUUGAUAUGCAACACCUGCAACAAUCUGGUUAAUUUCAUCCUAACAGCUUCUAUAGCCCUCUUCCACAUCUGAGUUUCACUCCUAUCCUUAUGAUGUUAGCAGGGCACAGCCUGUGUUGCAAACAUAGUUUAACUUUCUUCCAAGGAAUUCUGGGAAUUGUAGUUCUGUAAGACGGGUGAUGAGAAAUCUCUUCUGUAGCACCCAGUAAAUUGCUCUCACAGUGUAGUGUAGUGGUUAGAGUGCUGGACUGGAGCCCAGGAGAACAGAAUUCAAAUCCUCACUCAGCCAUCAAGCUUACAGGGUGACCCUGGACCAGUCAUGGUGCCUUUCAGCCUAACCUGCCACAUAGGGUUGUUGUCAGGAUAAAACUGUGGAGGAGGAGAACCAUGUACAAUAUUCCACCUUGAACUCCUUUGAGGAAAGGUGGAACAGUAAUGUAAGCAAAUAAAUAAACAAAUGGCACUCCCCCCCCCCCCCCCGUUAUACUGUUCUACCAAUUUGGUUCUGAACCACGGUUCUGGGUUUGAUCUUUAAAGCCCUAAUUGGCCUAGGACUUGGUUAGCUGCUGGAUGGCCUUUGUUCUGUGGCACCUUAAAGACUAACAUUUGCUGUCGUGUAAGCUUUUAUGGACUAGAGCUCACUUCUUUGAUACAUGGAAGUGCUAUCCUGAGGUAGGUGUGUGUGUGUGUGUAUCCACACCUCUGUGACUCAGGCAUGUGUAUACACACACACACAGAGAGAGAGAGAGAGAGAGAGAGAGAGAGAUGGUUGGAGGGAGGGGAUUGUAAAUAGUGAGGUCAGAGGGGAAAAAUGAAAGAAAGUAUGGAUCUCAGUAUGAUCUCAGUAUCUCUCUGUGUGUGACUUGUGGUCAUUAAAGUCCAAGAGUUCUCUUCUGUGUUCCGGAGAGGAUGCUCUUUCGCUCUCUAAUGGGGCCUUAGGAAAGGCCUUAGUACAGACCCCAUUCUGGCAAUAGGCACAUGAACAAACCGUUUGAGAAUAGCUUUGCUGUUGGAGGGUCUCAUUUCCCCAUCUUGUUUUAAUCCCUUUCAGCAAGAACAGAAGCCAAGCCCCAAGAGUUGAUAAGUUGCAAUAACUACAGAUGCGGGUCUACACUGGCAGCUGAGCCUGGCAAUCUUCCCCACCAUUCAUCAGUUCAUUUAUGGCAGGUGCAAAUAACCUUUGACCCUCCAGAUGUUGCUGAACUGUAGCUUCCUCCAUGACCAUUGGCUAUGAUCUCUAGGGCUUAUAGAAGCUUUAGUUCAGCACAUCUGGAGGGACAAAGGUUCCCCAUUGAGCAUUUUAAAAUCUGAUUGGCUACAGCUCCUCCGUUAUGUCCCUGCUUUCAUACUGAUUCAGGGUUGCUCCAGUUUCCUCCUUUUCCCUUGUGGGUCUUUGUACAGCCCUGGCCUAUUCAGAAUGGCUGACAUCAGCCAUCCUGAUGUUUUGUGUUAGAACUCCCAGCAGCUCCAGCCAGCAUGGCUUUGCCGAUCGGAGAGUUGUGUCCUGCAGAUGUUUUGGAGUUGGAGAAAGUUUGCGUAGAAGAGGCGAGGUGCUGCACACAUUGGGGCUGAUGUAGCUGCUUGUAUUUGCAGAGCUUUGAGCCACCUGACUGCGCUGAGGUGAGGUAAUUCAGUUUGUCUCUUCCCUGCUUGUCCUUGGGUGUUGCUGAGGCCAGCUGAUUACCAGUGUACCCUGGACUCUUUGCUUUCCCCAGCUUUAUUGUUAACAAAUAAAAACCACAAGGACUGGGCAAUCUGGUUAGUCUGGCUUUCAGGCCUUCCGCGAGUCCUGUGAGUUGUGCACCUAGAAAUGCUGUAAACCUUCUCAUAUGCUUUUUACACUCUCCUUUGGGGAAGCUGGUUUCCUUUCCUUUUAUGAACAGGAGCUUUCACAUGUGGCUUGUCUUAUCAGUGUCCUUGGAUAAGUUCUAUCCAUACCAUUGGUUUAGGUUUUUUAUUUUUACUUGUUGGCAUCUUUGCAUUCCAAAGCCUUCUGUAGAGUCCUCCCUCUCUUUACCAGUGAGAUGAUGCCCAACCAAAUCUCUACCUGCCCUUGCUGUCCCUUGGCUGCUGCAAGGGGCCUCAUUUCGCAUCCCUGGAAGCAAACAGCACCCUGGAAAUUCCUGUCACCUGCUCGAGGAAGUUAAAUCAUGCAUUAAACUUAACAGUGAAACUCAAGUUGGAAGCAAGGGCCAUGAGACCAAAGAAAAGACAUAAAAUGUUUUCUUAAAAUACUCAGACAGCUCUUCUCUAACAAUUUUUUUUAAAAAAUGAAUUUCAUAAUAUUAACAAACACAGAAAAGGAGAAAAAUGUGUCUCAGACAGCUCUUCUGAAUUUGCACCCACUUAACAUUACCCAGCUUGGCUAUGUUAUGGCAUAGGUUUGGGUUAAGAGCCACCCAACUUUCACUAACAUCCUCCCUCCCUCAGCGUCUACUUUGUCGGAGCAAUAAAGGGUUGAAAACUGCCUUCACAAGGUGAAUGCCACCCACCAGCUUGUUAAGGGUGGUAUAGUGGUUAGGGUGCUUCGUGCUUGACUAGGAGCAGGGAGAUUGCGGUUCAAAUCUCCACUCAGCCAUGAAAUGCACUUGUUGACCUUGGCAGGGCAGGGGACACAUAAACAUUGAACUAGUAUCUAUGUAUGGUGGGUUGGUCAGUAUUUUAACCCCCAUCUCCAUGCACAAACUUUCACGGUCCCAGGCACAGGAAGCAGAAAUGGGAGGUUUGCAGGUCCCGCUUGAGUAGACAAGUAUAGUUGGCGAGUUGCUGAGAUGUGGCUUCAGUGGCCAUGAGAAAAACUUUAGGGAUUUUUCUGUGCAAAAAAAGGAAGCAUCUAAAUGCCAGGUUCUCUUUUGGACUUCACAGUUUCUCUUUUGCCUGACUUUGGUUGGAUAACAACACCUUGUGAUAGGAUUUAAUUUCCGGUGUGUGUGUCAGAGAGUGCUGGCUCUGAUGGGCUUACUCUGAAUUAACAGAGAAACUCCUGAAGCUGAAUCUUCCCAAAAUGGUGCCUUCCAGAUAUUUUAGACUACAACUUCUAUCAGCCCCAGCCAGUUGUAGUUCAAACAAAAUAUCAGGAGGGCACCAGGUUGGGGAAGGUUUGAUGCCUUUUAGUCUGGCAUCAAACUCCUGAUGGGCAUGAAUAGUUAACAAGCCUCUUCCUGUUGUUUUUUUUGUAGUUUGGCUCCUGCUUUGCUGAAUCAGCUGAAAGGGGAGAGCCGACAAAAAGGGCUGGUUGUUUUUGUCCGCACAGUGAGAUUUGUGCAGUAAUUAAUUAAGAUGAAAUCCCAGUUGUGAUUGUUUUAUCGUAAUUUCAGAGUGGAGGAAAGGAUUGAGAAGCAAAUAUGCCAGUCUUGGAAGGAUGAAGCCAUUGAUUGCUGCAGGAUAAAUACCCGGGUCAUGUUAGUUUUCUGGAUCAAGCUGACCACCCCCCCCCCCUUCUUAAGUGAUGCAGAUGGAGAGUCUUUGGUUUGACCUAUAAAAGAAUGAGACUCUGCUUUGGAUCCUUUUCUGGCAUGCAUAGACCAAAAUGAGCAUUCAGAUGGUAACCAUGUAAAACAUAGGUGUAUAUUUUCAGAUAAAAUGGGAUGCGAGAGGGAGCCAGAAAAAAUUGAAGAUUUACAUCCUAGCUUGCAAUUGUAUGGUUCUCAAGGUCGCUGUUUAACAGCUUGUGGUAAUAUAAAAGCUGGCUGGCAUGUACACACAAACACACACACACAGUCCAGAGUCCCCUUUUUCUUUGGCCAGAAAAAGGCAAAGGCCAGAGUGUAGGAAGAUGGAAAGCUGCCUUUUUCCAAGUCCAUCUAGCUCAGUAUUGUCCACACUGACUGUCAGUAGCUUUCCAGAAUUUCAGGCAAGGCAUCUCUCCCAGCCCUACCUGGAGAUGCUGCUGGGGAUCGAACCUGUGACCUUCUGCAAGCAGAGCAGGUGUCACUGAACUAUGGCCCUUCUCUUCAGCUCUGCAGUCCCAGCUGCAGAGCACCUGGAGCAGAGUAGCCUUUCUGGCAGGGAGAAAAGAAGCGAGCUCUCUGCAGUUGCCGCCUGGGUGGAGCCAGAUCUAACAGUUAAUUUUAUUGAGUAACAAGAACUUUGGUAUUACAAUGUUAACAGCAGCUAAAACAGCAGCUGAAAGAAAGCUAACAUUCUAGCUUUAUGCAGUUGGGGAUAUUGUGACUGUCAAUAAGAACUACAUAUAUAGAAACCUGAGAAGGCAGCAUGGUGGAGGAGCAAAACCAAUAGAGGUGAAAGGGGUCUUCAAAGGCCAUCCAGUCUAACCUUCAGCUGAUGCAGGAGAUGUAGAGAUGAGCAAUGUUUGAUUAAUUAGGAACGAUACAUUUCAGGAUCACAUUUAGCCUCUGCUUUCUUUGUCCAUUUAGUUCAAGCGUCAGUAUUUUGAUUGUGUGUGCGCGUAUGUGUGUAUGAGUAUGUGGAGCUUAAAAAUGUAAUUUUCCUCUGGUAACAACCCCCCCCCCUCGCCUGGUUCCCUUAAAUGUUUACCUGGGCAGUUUCUCUACACACAGGGCCAGGUGAAUCAGCAAAUGAGGUUCAGAGUGUCAGAGCAGAGAGUGUGUUGGGUUCCUCUCUGAAUCUCCUCCCUUUCUUCCUUUCCCAGUUGUUCUCAUUGGAGACUCCGGAGUCGGCAAGAGCAAUCUCCUUUCCCGCUUCACCCGCAACGAGUUCAACCUGGAAAGCAAAAGCACCAUUGGCGUGGAGUUUGCCACACGGAGCAUCCAAGUGGACGGCAAGACAAUAAAGGCUCAGAUCUGGGACACGGCAGGGCAGGAGCGAUACAGGGCGAUCACGUCGGCGUAAGUGGACCAGCGCCAGAGACUUCCCGGGGAUUGUGGGGGAGUUUAUGGGAACAGGACGCAGGAGCACUGCAAGUGUGUGUGUUUCUUCUAUGUGAUGGUCCUUGCAGACAUCGUGUUUGCAUAAAAAAAGACUGCUUUUCAGAUUGAACAGCAUUCAAUAAUCCCAUCGCAUUCUUUAAGUUGCUAGUCUUCAAUGUUCAUAGAAUUGUAGCGUUGGAAGGACUCAAAUGGCCAGCUAGUCCAAUUCCCUGCGAUAUAGGAAUCAUGUGACCCACCAGCUGAAAAUCAAUAGCCUUCUAGCCUGGCAGGCCAGAUUGAUAUCUGCCUCCACCUGGCAGGCAGAGCCAUCAUCCACCUGUCAAAUCACCUGACUUUACGAUGACAUCAGGUGGCCUUUUCUGUCUGCUGUUUUGCGCAGCACUUUGAGCAGUGCUUAUGAGGAUCAGCCCCUCUGAAAGGGCUGCCCAAAACCGCCCUAUGAGAGGGUCCUUUUAGCCAAGUUCCUCCCUCAUCUGCCCUGUACAUGGCUUCAUGUAUGAUGGAGGCAGGUGAGCAUGGCUUGGCCAAAAUGGGGAGAGACUUGGCAGGCCUGAUUAGUCCCGAGUAGGCCCAUGGGCUGGAGGUUCUCCAUCCCUGCUGUAGGAUAACUGAGUCCAAAAUUGAGUCCAAACUGAGGAUAACUGAGUCCAAAACUGGCUCCAAAUUCAGGCCAGCUAGGCAUGUGUUUUUUCCAGCAGCUGCUGUUGGAAGAGAUUUAACCCUUUUUUUAUUUUAGGUCAACUGUAGUGAUGAUGCAUAUAAUCACAUUUACUUCUCUCUCUUUAAAUGACUGUAACAGGGCGACUUAUAAAACCAAGUCACGACAGGAUGAAAAACUGGAAAAGCCAAAUUAUGCAUUGGGCAAGAGGCUGUGCCAGCCCCUCCCGCCCUCGUGUCCUCCAGAUGUUUUGGGCACCAACUCCCGUCCUAGUCAAUUUCACCAUAGUCAGUUUAUUUAUCUGCUGCAUUUUCCACAGAUAUGCUUGUUUUCAGAGCAGUUCACAUAAGAAGCAGUGUAAAUUCAGCACAAGCAACUUCCCACGUGGGCGAAGGCAGUGCGUACUCUGCCCCUGACUUGGCAAUGUAUCACCAGCCAAACAUUGCGCUUUGGCGAUGUACUGAGGUGUUGAUAAUAUAUAAUAAUAAUAAUUUAUUAUUUAUACCCUGCCCAUCUGGCUGGGUUUCCCAGCAAUACAUCAGUGUUUUAAGGGCAGCUAAUCCUCACCAGUUGCGGGACACGAGUGGCACUGUGGGUUAAACCACAGAGCCUAGGACUUGCCAAUCAGAAGGUUGGCGGUUCGAAUCCCCGCGACGGGGUGAGCUCCCAUUGCUCGGUCCCUGCUCCUGCCAACCUAGCAGUUCGAAAGCACAUCAAAGUGCAAGUAGAUAAAUAGGUACCGCUCCGGCGGGAAGGUAAACGGCGUUUCCGUGCGCUGCUCUGGUUCUCCAGAAGCGGCUUAGUCAUGCUGGCCACAUGACCUGGAAGCUGUACGCCAUCUCCCUCGGCCAAUAAAGCGAGAUGAGCGCCGCGACCCCAGAGUCGGCCACGACUGGACCUAAUGGUCAGGGGUCCCUUUACCUUUAAUUCUCACCGGUUGGUAAAAUUAAAAUAUCCAACAACUUUACAUCAUAAAGGAAUCCUGGCCAGCCUGACAUCUAGUCAAGGAUGAUGCGAGUUGGUAGCCCAGAGCAUCUGGAAGCCCCCAGGUUAGGGGAGGGCUGGGGUGGUCCUGGGGCAGUUGACACACAUGCAGCCUGUACGAAGUGGAGCCAAUUUUAAAAAUGUAUGUAUUGAUUUACAUCCCAUCUUUCCUCCAAGGAGCUCAAGGUGGCCUGCAUAGUUCUCGCCAUCUCAAUUUUAUCCUCACAUCAACCCUGUGAGGUCCUGAGAGUGAGUGACUGGUCCAGGUCACCCAGUGAGCUUCCUGGCUGAGUAAGGGUUUGAACCCUGGUUUCCCAGGUCCUAGGACCCAGCCCUCUUAACCAUUGCAGCACACUGGCUCUCUGGAGAGUGUCGUGAUGCCCCACUGGGCAGCCUGGCGAGGUCUGAGCUUUCCUUCCCCUGCCCCCUUUCUGUGCUUGCUGGCUGCUUGCUGUGGGCUCACGUGGGUUGUGUGCUUCUGCCUGCAGCUAUUACCGAGGUGCCGUGGGGGCCUUGCUGGUUUAUGACAUCGCCAAGCACCUCACCUAUGAAAAUGUGGAGCGGUGGCUGAAGGAGCUGCGAGACCAUGCCGACAGCAACAUCGUCAUCAUGCUGGUGGGCAACAAGAGCGACUUGCGCCACCUGAGGGCUGUUCCGACGGAUGAGGCCCGAGCCUUUGCAGGUGAGUGGGGGGGGGGGCAGCGUGUUGCCACUGGAAUGCUUCUUUGUUUUGUUUUGUUCAGUUUCUGUUUUUCUUGCAAAACCUCUUAGAGCAGCUGUCAAAAAUUUAAAGCUAACAAUAAAUGGAAAGCAAUACUAAAACAACAGCAGCAGAGCCAGUUUGAAACUUUGUAAAACUUCCCAAGUUUUUUGAAAUGUGGAAACAGAGCUUGUCACCUGGAGCCCAAGAGGCUCCAGCCUCUGCACCAGACAAGCCUCCUUGGGGAGGGCAUUCCGGAGUCGGGUGCCACAACUGAAAAGGCCCUGUCCUGCAUCAUGGUCACUUCUCCGCUGGAAAAACUCAAACAGGUGACUCGGAGGCAUUUCUCUGUAACUGUGUGGUGGGAAGCGGUUAUUGAGGCUCCAGAGAUUUUGUCGCUUCUUCCCCCUGCCACUUGCUAAUUGUUGGGUCAUCAGCUCCUAGGCAUCAGUGUGGGAAGAGGAAGAUGAUGCAGUCUUCUUGGUAUGUUAGAAGUCUGGAUGGUUUUUGCUUUCAUUUAUUCCCUGCCUUCCCGCCCCCAAUCAUUGAAUCCAGGGUUAUCUGGCCAGGCCGAGACCUGCAAGGAGGUGUCCUUAUGCACCUUUCAACCAUACCCUACAACUUCUUUCCAUGUGUAUCUUUUACAGGAUAAUCUCCAUCUUGGCAGGAUAAUGUUUGUCUAAAAUUUAUUUAUUGCAUUGUUAUCCCACCUUUUCUCCAAGAAGCUCAAGAUGGCAUACAUAGUUUCCCUCCUCCUCUUUAAUUAAUGCCCACAACAGUCCUGUGAGGUAGGUGAGACUGAGAGCGAGAGACUGGUCCAAGGUCACCCAGUCAGAUUUCAGCUCUGGUCUCCCAGGUCAUGUCAGUACUUGCUGCUCCUAAGUAAAACUAUCUAAAGUACCUUUCCUCCUCAGCCUGUCCUGUGCAAAGCUUAGUCAUGAAGAUUAGCUUUUCAUACGAGAGGCCCAAGGUCCAGUCCAUAGACAAAGAGUAGCAGAACUGGCAGGGAGCUUAGAGCUUAAUAAUAAUAAUAAUAAUAAUAAUAAUAAUAAUUUGUUUAUAUCCCACCCACCUUGCUGGGUUUCUCCAGCCACUCUGGGUGGCUUACAACAUAAAAAACACAACAAAACUUCAAAUAUUAAAAAACAAGAUAUCCCAUACAAGCCACAAACAAACCAAUAAAUCAAUAAAAACCAAUGACAACAAUGUUGUUGUUGUUUAGUCGUUUAGUCGUGUCCGACUCUUCGUGACCCCAUGGACCAGAGCACGCCAGGCACUCCUGUCUUCAUGACAACAACAAUAAUAACAACAACAAUAAUAAACAGUUUACAGUUAUACCCAAAUCAAAGUAACCACCAACCCCAACUAAACAUUUAACCAACACCAACCUGACAAAAAUGAAACAGAGGAACCAAAAUUGGAACCGUUUAAAACAUUUUAGCCUGUUGCCCCAGCCCAAGUGUUGUUCCAGCAAUGUCCCAGUGGCCUCCCAGGAGCUUUUUAGCUGUUCAGGGUGAGUCUGGGCCCUGCCUCCUAGGCCAAGGCCUUGCAGCAGGGAGCAGGUCUUCCUUCCAGCACUCACGGCAGCAGCAAUCAGGUACCCAUUGCCCUUGGGUAUUGGGCAGCUUCCUAUCUUCUUCCAUGUUCCUGCUUCUAGACAUCCUCUAGUUAGAAGUAGGAGGCAAUAGCUUUGGAGUUUCGCAUGACCGCUUUGCACCCCAUCCCAUUCACUGUCUCCUGGGUAUUGAAUUUGGGCUGCCCGGCAACGGCGACUGGUACCAGCCGAGUUUGUGAGUUCCUGACAUCCGUUUUCCUUUGAUAGAUGCCAUCUGUGGAUUUUUAUGUUUGUGUGUAACUUGUAGGAAUGUGAGGCAGGGGCAGCGAGCAGUCUAAGCAGCAUCUUGGCCUCUUCUUUAAUUAAAUGAGAGUGCCCCCUCUUCUCUCCCUUCACCCUCACUCCCCCAAGGCUAGGAGCAAUUAACAAUGUGGAGGCAUCUGCUGUGACCUCAAGACAUUGACUUGUUCAUAAAUCUGGUUGGUUUUCAGGAUAAGUUCAUUCCACUCUGGAAUGUGGCUUUGAGUCCUCUGCACUAAUCAUGAUUAAAAAUGCUUGAUUUAUGCCACAUGCAGUUCAGAGAGGAAUUUUUCAGGAGGAGGGGAAAGUUGGCAGCUGGUUUUCAUGGCCUCAGUCCCAGAGAAACGGCUCCCCUCCUCUUCCCUGGGAGUCAUUAAUAUCUUGCAGCUAAGGUGCAAUAUUCUGAUGGUUGCAAGACUUCCUCCUCUUUGGUCAUGUGACACUUUGCUAAUCACUUAAGGAAGCGAGAGAGGAUCUACAGAGAAACCUUGAACCUGACCCAGCUUUAUUCUUUCUUCUCUCUGAGGAGUGUUUGAAAGCCCUCUCAUCCGUGUGAUGGAAGAAGCUUUUUAAAAUGCGCACAAAAUUCAUGGGGUUCAAUACUAUUUUAUACAGCACCCUCAUCUAAGUUCUUCGUAAACCCACUUAACAGAGGCUGACCCUGACCUCUAGCAUAUGACCAAAAAAAUCUGCGCGGUGUGAGAGGGAAACAGCCAAACAUUUCAUGCUGCUGUUCCCAAGGAGUGAAGAUUAUUGUGACAGGAUGGGAAAAGACUUAACAGUCGAAACAGGUUCACAACCUGUCUUCCAUUGUGCAGUACUUCGUAUCCUAUUUGUGUAUUUCGUUUUGUAUGUUUCUUGAGUACAAUAGAGUUGUCAUGGUCUGGUUGGGGACAGAGGAAUGAUGGGAGGAACCAGCUCGGGAACCACCAAAGGAAGAAGGUUCAGAGCCUGGGGAGUGGUGCUGGGAGAGGCAGAAGACGCAAAAGAGGAGGUGUCAGAAGCUGAAGGGGUAACAGGGCUUAGUGAGUUGAGGAGCAAGUUGAAGCAGGCGAGUGGGAGGAGGGAGGUCAAGAGACAGCGAUGAGUCAGGCUGGCGAAGAAGCCAGGGGGUCUCCCCCUCCUGCUGCAACAGGCUCCCCACCCCCCUGACUCCAGAACUAGGAGAGGUAUGAAACAGGAGGAGCAAAAACAAGCUGCAGUCUGAUUGCUUGCAAAAAGCUCUGAAGAGGCGGAGACAUAAGCUGCUGUGAGAAGGCAAGGAUUUUUAGUCUCAGCAACUGAUGUUAUGACCCACAGAGCUUGAGCUGCUAUGCUCAUUACGACUGACACUCAUCCAAGUCUGGGAAGAUCAUGUUUCGCUAAUAAAGAGUUAACUCUAGCUUUGAACUGUGUGAUUUACUGACCAGCUUGCACUGUGACAAAAGUAUAUUUUCGUAAUUUUGAGGUUUUUGAGUUUGUGCAAAGUUUUGAAAAUGGCAGCUGGCAGGGCAGAAAAUAUGGGGGAAAGCAAGGCUUGGGGAGCAUUUUGGAGGAAGAGGGAGACAUAGCAUUAGGGAGGCCACACGCAGCACAGCCAAAGGUACAAAAAUGGGUGUGAAGUUGGGCUCCUGGUCUCUGUGGCUGCGAUGGGAAGCUGGGAAGCUCUUGAGCUUGAAGCAAGGCAGCCUUUUAUUCAGGCCUCUUCACUGGACUGGCAGAUCUAAUCAACUUCCUGCUCUUUCUCACAGAAAAGAACGGCCUUUCCUUUAUUGAGACUUCGGCUUUGGACUCGACGAAUGUGGAAGCUGCUUUCCAGACCAUUCUGACAGGUGACUUGGCACUGAUGUGGGAGAGCUGUGUGGGCCACGAGAACGAAAUACGGAGCCUCUAAGCCGAGAAUUGGGAAACCUCAGUCUUCAAUGCUGGAGGCAAACACAGAGGCAGUACCUUAUGGCUGUUUUUUACUCUAGGGAACAGAGGAGGGUUUUGGGAUCUUCUUCCAUGCCUUCAUUGAUCCUCCCUGUUGGGGCACAUAAUGUGUGUAGAUUAGAGAGGCUCUUCCAGGAAAGUCCUACCCCAGGACUGGCUAUGCACCUACUUGGUGGGAAAGAUUGCUGUGGCAACAUUUUUGAUAAUAUUGCGUUUUGAAGCAAAUUCGUCACUUCUUCCCUAGAUCUUACUUUGUUCUGAGCACUCUCCUUCCCUAGCCUGUCACCAGAAUUUGCUUUCUCUCCCUUGAUAGGCUUGUCUGGAAGUGUGCAGGCUGGUCUUGCCCAGUCUGCUGCCCUUCAGUUGUUUAGGGUUCCAGCUCCCAUCACCCCUGUGGCCCAAUGUUCAAGUAGAAUGGGACUUGUCAUCUCAACAACACCCGGAGGGCACCAGCUUGGGGAAGGCUGGGGUGGGCAACACCUGCCAAAAUAGUGGAAGCCAUAAACUGAUUUCCAGCAGUUAAGGAGUGGUAUUUCUUUGGAACAGAGGAAGCUGCCUUAUACGGAGUCUGACCCUUGGUCCAACUAGCUCAUUGUUGUUGUCUGCACUGACUGGCAGAGGCUCUCUCGGGUUUCAGGCAGGAAGUGUUCCCAGCCCUAUCUUGAGGUGCCAGGGAUUGAACCUGGGACCUUCUGCAUGCAAAGCAGGUGCUCUGCUACUGUUAAUAGCGCCUUGCCUGUCCCAUUUCUAGAAAAGCAGGAUAAAUUAUGCAGUGUAAGCAAGCACCUGAAAAGAAACAUAAUUGAAACUAGUUGCAGAAUCCAGUUCUUUUACAGCAUCUGGGGUUUCCUCGGCACAGAAUUUUCUUUAAGCACACAGCGUACAUAGCAGCCCUGCUGAUAGAUAGCUAUUGAUGUCUUCUUGGGCCCCUGGCAGUCAACUCUUAACUGGCCACCUUUCAUGUCCUGUCGCUGAGAGGCGGAGGAACAAGGGAGGCCGCUCAUCUCUGUUAGCAGCAACAUUUUCCUGGCCCCCUCAGUGCUGAGAUCACUGCAGAGCCACUUGUUCUCUGUGUGGAACAGCACAUCCUCUGCUUCCUGCCAUCACACUAGAUUUGCUCAGUUCCUCUGUGUGGAAAUGAGCAGACAUAGGAAAUUGCCUGAUAUUAGACCCUUGGCCUUUCGAGGCAAGUGGUGUCUACAUUCAUUGCAGUGAAAGUUAACACCAACAGUUAUCCCAAGAUCUCUUUUCAAUUAGAUCAGCCAGGGAUUGAAGCUGGAACCGUCCUUCUGCAUAUAAACUUCUGCCACUGAGCUAUGAUUCUUCUUCAUUUUGCCUAAGGUGCUGAAUAGCAGUACCAAGUGGGUCUUUCCUGCACAAACUAUUCAGCUACCAGCAAAGUAUCCUCAGUGGAAUGUUAGAAAGCAACCCUUCAGCGGAUCAAAUCCAAUUAUGUGUCCACUUUAAUUGAAAGAAGCUGUGGACAAGUACAGCUUAUUAGAAAUGAGCAUUUAUGAUGGUGUUUACAAGUUUAUGGUGGGAAGAGACUCCAUUGACCAAAUUAUUUAAAUGUGUUUCUAAAACUAGCUAUCCAGCCAUGUCCUCACACCUGGGUAUAUCCAGAAAACUAGAAAACCUAAUAAUGAGGCAGGGAAGUGUUUCUCUGUCCCCUUAUCCUACCCAUCGCAGCUUGUGCCAGAUUGUACAGAACUGCAGUGUACAAUUUGUUACCCAUGUCCUCAAUGCAGGCAUGUUUUGGCAGAUAGGCCAGGGAAUAAAUGACUCUGUUUAAUGCAUUUUAUCCCUAGAGGCUCCCAGAGCAGUUUACAGAUCAACAACAAUAAUAAAAGCAGUCUUCGGCCUCAGGCUUACGAUCUUAAAAGACACAACACAAAACUAAAGAGAUGGGGAGGGAAGAGGAAAACGAGCAGACUUGGGCACCUGUCCUUUAGGUUACACAGUUCUCAUAAUGACCAGCUGGGAUGGAAGCAGUUGAAGGAGAGGAGGAAUUGAAGGCAGCUGGUUCCUCUGUGAGUCCAGUGGAGUGGCCCUGAUUUCUCAUCUAUUUCUCUGUUCUGCAGCCUCAUAGAACAGCUGCUGAUAGGUGGCAAGUGGGUACCAGUGGCCGCUCGUCUCUCAGCAGAGCCAAUGGAGCUGUCCUGCUUCUCUCCUCUCUUCUGUCAGUUGGUGGCAUGGCAACUGCCAAGUGACCAUUCAGGGAAAGGAGAAUCUCUGUUGAGCUGGGGGGUCUCAGCACAGCCAACAGAGUGGUCCUGUUUCUUCUCACUCCCUGUGGGGCAGCUGAAUAGGAGUGCCGUCCCAGGUGAAAGUUGCCCAAUGGAGGCAGUCUUAUCUGUAGCGGAUGUGCAAGGUGCGAAACCUGCGGCCCCUCAUCUGUUGCUGGACUCCAGUGCCCAUCAUCCCUGACCAUUGGCCAAGUUGACUGCAGGGGCUGAUGGAAGUCUGGUCAUAUCUGGAGGGCUGCAAGCUUCCCGUCACUGUUAUAGUACUUGGUUUUACCAACCCUUUUUGUUUUUUGCUUUUAAAGCACACCUUAAAAUACAUUCCAAAUUCUACAAAAGAGAGAACUCAUUACUGCACGAGUUGAAUUGGUGACAACUUGCAUACGUUAUGCCCAAACUCUGCAAGUGGGAAUGUUGGGUUGUUUGCCCACAAAAAUGGUCAGAGUUGGGAGGGGAGGUGGCAGCAUGUUGCAAUCCUGGACUGCGCAGCUGGCCAUGGGAGGGAUGGAGGGGCUUCAGCCAUAGGGCAGGUGCGGCCUCUGUUAGUGACACCUUUCCUCCUCUUUCAGAAAUCUAUCGCAUCGUGUCUCAGAAGCAAAUGUCUGACAGACGCGAGAACGACAUGUCACCAAGCAACAAUGUGGUCCCUAUCCACGUCCCCCCGACCACGGAAAAUAAACCAAAGAUGCAGUGUUGUCAAAAUAUAUAGCAGGUUCCAUUCCUCGAAAGCUGUGUAUAUUUCCCCAGGUCUAAGAUGGAAAUAGAUUCUGAGUUCACAUUGUCCUCUUUUUAGUUCUCUCUCCCUCUCCCUCUCCAUGAAACCUUAUUUUUAUUCUCUUUGGAUUUCUCCAUGUCUUAACUCUUCCCCUUUAUUUCAGUAUUACAAAUCAUCAGUUUGUUUGCAUGUGGCUGCAGCAUUAUCAGAAUGCUAGUCCCGGCAGGGCAGUUUUUUAAAAAUCAUGACUGAUCUCUUUUCCAAACAGGUUGGCUCAUUCAGCAAAGAACUAGAUUGCUGCAGCUUAAGUCUUUGCAAUUCUGAUACUCCUGAGAGUCUGACCGAGCUUUUUAAACCUCCUUUCAGCCUCAAUAUUGCAUCUCAUGGAAUGAGCAUCUUGUGUGGCUUAUCCUGUGGCUCCCAGCAGUAUCCCACAGUUAACAGUACGCAGGAACUACACUAAUUUAUUGCUAAGAGGAGGGAUCCUGGCCCAGGAGGCUGAGUUUUCUCAGUUCCUUAUAGUUAUAUCAGUGGGUGCACCCAUUCUGAGUAACCUGGUGCCCUCCAGAUGUUUUGGGGCUACAUCUCCCAUGAGCCAAAACUAAUGCUGGUGGGGGUUGUAGUUCAAAACAUCUGGAUCACUGGGUUAGGGGAGGCUGAUAUAAUGAAUUAGAGUUGUACAUAUGUAACGUUCCCAGAAGAAACUGCUCACUCCUCCUACCUACUGUGUCCCCAAAUAGCCAAUAGUGCCACUUCAUGAAGAUGGCUAGUUGGAGCGAGGUAAAUGUUUAUCCAGUCACAGCAUUCAAAUAAUCAUCUUUGUGCAAGCAAGUGGGGGAUUAGUCGCUUUGCAUGUUGGGGAGGGCGGGUGUAGUUUUAUACUGAGCCAAUGCAAUACCAUUUGUCUUAAGGCCCAAAGAGUUGGUGAUGGGUGCCUUCUGUAGACGAAGCAGUAAGUCGUAGCUCAGUAGCCCAUCUGCUUUUCUUGCAAGUGCCUAUGGCUUGCAGUACUUCGUUUCACGCACCCCUGGGCCUCUGGUCCAUUUUGCACCUUGGUCUGUGCAGCAAUGCUUGCUGUCAUUCUCAAAAAGGCAUGGAGAAUAUUUGCAGGAUGGGGACAUCAUUGCACCUCCUUCUCUUUAAGUCCCGAAUCCUUGUGAAAGCGGGGUUUGAUUCCAGCAACCACUCAAGGCACAGGAUGGGAUUAAAUCUAGUCUGCAGUUUUGGCAGGAGGCCUUUGUUGCACCUCCCUGUUACUGGCCAGGGAGUGUGCUUGGCCUCCUCCUUGCCCCUCCUCAUUUAUUUAGAGAAGCUCAGGCCAUGUGCAUGAGCCCUGCUGAAGAGAUCCAGAAAUACAUGCCAGAAGAUUUGUUCUUGGAUUCUUGCAGUUUUUAAGCCAACUGUGGAUGUCCCUACUUCUAAAGCACUGUUCUACUUCUAAAGCACUGUUCAAACAAGCAGUGUUUUUUAUAUCUACACAUACAAGCACGCAUGGAAUACUGUGGUAUUUGGAAAGCCCAUUUGCAACCAGAAGAGGAAAUGGCUCCAGGAAAUAGUUAGGGGGGAGUGGACAGGAAGGAAAGAGGCUUAUCACAAAGAUGCCAUAGACCCAUACGGUGUCCUUUCCUUCCUGCUGCUCCCACCCCCCACGAGGGCACGUACAGAGUGCUGAAUCUCUCAGCCAGCCUGUCGGUCUUGCGGUGCUCAUGACGUGUGAGGAGCACAGAAGGCAUUGCUGUAGUCCCUUCAUGUUUGUGUCUUUCUCUCCUGUAGUUGUUGAUCUUUUGUUCCACAACCCCCCCCCCCCGAUCUUUUUGUAAAUUUGCUUUGUACUGUAUGCACAUUCUGUACCUCAAAUAUUUUUUUAUGAUUGAUUUGAAAUUAUUCAUUAUUGGAAUUCUAAUAAAAGAAUCACAGGGGGACUGUUCAGCUGUUGUUGAGUGGACUUCUUUGGAAUUAUGCUGCUGUGGGCAUUCUGGUAUUUAAAACAUGGCACUUAAGUAUAUGAAGAUGAUUAACCUGAACGUUAUAUGCAGUGCAGAUAUUACUCGGAAUAAAUUAUGCAAAUCAAUUUGAGAUGCAAA
Podarcis lilfordi (Lilford's wall lizard) is the source of this 20733-nucleotide messenger RNA. NCBI's taxonomy places the organism in Eukaryota, Metazoa, Chordata, Lepidosauria, Squamata, Lacertidae. The record is from the annotation of a GenBank genome assembly.